Messenger RNA from Tachysurus vachellii, 3575 nucleotides. RefSeq names its product matrilin 4 (gene matn4). The coding region runs from base 213 to 2576 and encodes 787 amino acids. The transcript is spliced from 15 exons. Gene Ontology annotation, molecular function: calcium ion binding. The record is from RefSeq and is a predicted model, not a curated record. NCBI's taxonomy places the organism in Eukaryota, Metazoa, Chordata, Actinopteri, Siluriformes, Bagridae.
AGUGUCCAAUCGCGUCAGGACUCUCCAGACAACACAGCAGUGUACAACUGAGAGAGGGGAAACACAGCAGUGUAUAACUGAGAGAGGAGAAGUGAGAGCGUUGUGUGAUUAGUCUACCUGUCCCAUCUCACUGGCUGCGUCUCAUUUCCUCCCUGCACUUCGCCAAGAUAUCAAGGCAGACUGAUUACAGAUUGAUCAAUCCUGAGCAUCAAAUGUCCAGAAUGACACAUUUAUUUGUGUGUGUUGGUGCACUGCUAACUUUAGCGAACAUCAUGGAAGCGAGGCCCAAAGCAGCUGGAAAUGAAAAGUGUAAGUCUGGCCCGGUUGACCUUGUAUUUAUAAUUGAUGGCUCGCGCAGUGUUCGAUCACACGAGUUUGAGACAAUGCGCAAGUUUAUGGUUGACAUCAUCAGUGAGAUGGACAUCAGCCCCAAUGCUGCCCGUGUCGGUGUUGUUCAGUACUCCAGUCAAGUACAGAAUGUAUUUUCCCUGAAACAGUACAUCACCCAUGAGGAUAUGGUCAAGGCCAUCAAAGAUAUCAUUCCACUGGCACAGGGCACGAUGACAGGCCUGGCUAUCCGUUAUGCUAUGAAUGUGGCAUUCUCUGCUGAAGAGGGGGCUCGGAACAAUGUGCCUCACGUAGCAGUGAUUGUUACUGAUGGGCGGCCUCAGGACCGUGUUGCUGAGGUAGCUGCGGCUGCUCGAGAGUCUGGGAUUGAGAUUUUUGCUGUAGGCGUAGCCAGAGCUGACAUGACAUCCCUGAGAGCCAUGGCAUCGCCACCUUUUGAAGACCAUGUCUUCCUAGUGGAGUCCUUUGAUCUCAUUCACCAGUUUGGGCUCCAGUUCCAAGACAAGCUUUGCAAACUUGAUCUUUGUGUUGAGUCUGACCAUGGAUGUGAUCAUAUCUGUGAGAGUUCUCCUGGCUCCUAUCAGUGUCUCUGUCUGCCAGAUUACACACUCCAAGAUGAUGGCAAGACCUGCAAAGCUAUUGAUUUGUGUAUGGAGGAAAAGCAUAACUGUGAGCAAAUCUGUAUCAGUUCUCCUGGGUCUUUCAACUGUGACUGCAAUAUAGGCUAUGCACUCAAUGAAGAUAAGAGGACCUGCACAAUGAUAGACUACUGUUCAUUUGGAAAUCAUAGCUGUGAGCAUGAGUGUUCCAGCAUCCUUAAUGACUUCAACUGUUACUGCAAGGAAGGAUACACUCUGAAUGAUGACAAAAAGACCUGUACAAUGAUCGACUACUGCAAAUUUCGCAAUGAUAGCUGUGAGCACGAGUGUGUGAGUGUGCUUCAGAGCUUUUAUUGCCGCUGCAAUGAAGGAUAUACUCUCAACGAGGAUGAAACAACUUGUGCAAUGAUCAACUACUGUUCAUUCGGAAAUGAUAGCUGUGAGCACAAUUGUGUGGGUGUUCUUAACAGCUUUUACUGCCAGUGUAAUGAUGGAUACAAACUAAACAACGAUGAAAGGACCUGCACAAUGAUUGACUACUGUUCGUUUGGAAAUGAUAGCUGUGAGCACAAGUGUGUUAGCAUUCUCAACAGCUUUUACUGCCAAUGUAAUGAUGGAUACCAACUCAAUGAUGACAAGAAGACCUGUACAAUGAUUGAUUAUUGUUCAUUUGGGAAUCACAGCUGUGAUCAUGAAUGUGUAAGUGUAUUAAAUGGAUUCCAGUGCCACUGUAAUGAUGGAUACACACUUCAAGGCAAUGGAAAGACCUGUCAUGCGGACAAUCUGUGUAAUAUAGUAGCGCAUGGGUGUGAGCAUCGGUGUGUGAGUACAGCAGGAUCAUACCACUGUAUCUGCCCCGAGGGUCAUCUUCUACAAGAUGAUGGAAAAAGCUGUGGAAGCUGCAGAUCAUCCAACAUCGAUCUGGUUCUCUUGAUUGAUGGCUCUAAAAGUGUACGGCCACAAAACUUUGAGCUCAUCAAGCAGUUUGUCAACCAGGUUGUGGACCAACUAGAUAUCUCUGCUCAUGGGACACGUGUGGGUCUUGUGCAAUACUCCAGCCGGGUGAGGACUGAGUUCCCAUUAAGUAUGUACAAAAGCAAGAAGGAGAUCAAGGCAGCUGUAAUGAAAGUAGCCUACAUGGAGAAAGGAACCAUGACAGGACUGGCACUAAAGCACCUGGUGCAUCAUAGCUUCUCUGAAGCUGAGGGUGCCCGCGCUGCUUCAAGGAACAUACCUCGUGUUGGGCUGGUAUUUACUGAUGGACGUUCUCAAGAUGACAUAACAGAGUGGGCCAAGAAGGCCAAGGAAUCAGGAAUUACAAUGUAUGCUGUUGGUGUGGGCAAAGCUGUAGAGGAUGAGCUGAGAGAGAUUGCAUCUGAGCCAGUGGAGAAACAUUUCUUCUACACCUCAGACUUCACUGCUAUUAACCAGAUUGCAGAGAAUCUCAAACUCAAUGUCUGUCCAGAGGAGAGUCAAGGUGAAAUAGAAGUGAAGGACCCUUGUGCUUGUGACAAUCUUGUGGAGUUCCAGCAGGCUACAAUUGUCACUCUAAAACAGCUUAACCAGAAACUGUCAGCAAUGACUACACGAAUGGAGUAUCUGGAGAAGCAGCUGCUCAAAAGAAAAUAAUUAUUACAUCAUUUGCAAGAGCUUUCGGGGGAUGAGCUUGUUAUGUAAAAUUUGUUUUAUAUAACCAGUGGUCUGUGGAUUUUGAACAUACAUUUACAUUAAGAAUAACUGUGCAUGACAAUACAUGCACUGGAGUCCAUACUAUAUGCAGUUUUCAUUGUACCCUGUUUAUAUCUGCCAGUUUUAUAGCAAUUAUUAAAAAUAUUUAUGAUCCGUUUUUCAUAUUAGCACUGCUCAAUAGUGUACAGUUAACUAAUUUUCAAUUUUUUAUAAUGUUUUUGUCUAGUGAUUUUAUUAGAAUGACAAAUUUCAUUAGAAACUACUUAGAUAUAAAUUACAGAUGACAUAUUUAAGGAAAAACCAACAGAAUGUGUCCUAGAAAAGUGUCACUACACACUACCAGUAUCACAUCAGUAUGUCUUCACGUAGAUUCUGUGAGUCUUUGGAAUUAUACUAAAGGGAUGGCACUCUUUUAAUUUCAGAGAUACUGUAUUUCCUCAAUUACUGUUUUGGUCUCGAUAAAGAUUGGAUAAAGUCCAAAAUUGCCCAUAAGAGUUCCCUAAAGCUAAGACCUGCUGUGAAGGCAAUAUCAUAUGAUUUAGUACUCAUUAAACCAAUCAGUGAGCCCUCUUGUCCUGUAGAUGGCAACAUUGUCAUCUGGAAUGAAGCCACUUCGACGAGGAAAAUAAUUGGGAUAAAAUUGAUCAGUUGAAGAAAAAAAAUUGGAUUGUCAUCCAUCUGAAUGUAUAGAAUAAAUUGCUUUCUGAAUUGCAUUAAUUUUAAAUGACCUUUAAAUUUAAAAAUGACCUGGUUCAGCUAUAGUUGAGAAAAGGAUGCACACACCUACAGGAUUAAUAUGAAUCCCAUACUUUUUGUUCUGAAACUGUAUGAUAAUUCUUUUAUAGUGGCCAGCAUGUGAACUGAAUAUAAUGAUUUUUUUUCCUUAUUAGUUUGAAUUCUGGAGUAAAUAUUAUUUUCUGAUCUGUGUUAAACAGCUUC